Salarias fasciatus (jewelled blenny) is the source of this 2417-nucleotide messenger RNA. It is a transcript of the gene g2e3, whose product is annotated as G2/M-phase specific E3 ubiquitin protein ligase. The record is from RefSeq and is a predicted model, not a curated record. The transcript has 17 exons. Gene Ontology annotation, molecular function: ubiquitin-protein transferase activity. Gene Ontology annotation, cellular component: nucleus. NCBI's taxonomy places the organism in Eukaryota, Metazoa, Chordata, Actinopteri, Blenniiformes, Blenniidae. Bases 110 to 2305 code for a protein of 731 amino acids.
GGAAAAUUUAAAAAGAGAGAAACCGACGUAAAAGAAGAAUCUCUCGGGAGUCUGCCCAAAAACCUGUCAAAAGUCACAUUCCAACAACGAACCGAGGUUCCAGUUCGACAUGAAGAAGAAGAAGUCAAUGCGGGAGUCAAAGAGUGGCGACAACACCCAGGAGUGUUGUGCUCUGUGUAGCUGCAGUGACGAUGAUCCAGCCCUCUUUGGAGAAAAGAUCAGAGUCGAGGAGCACAACCUGUUUGUUCAUUACUUCUGUUUGCUGACGUCCUGUGGAAUUUAUCAGCGUGGAGAAGAUGACGAGGGCGUCUUUGGUUUUCUGGUCAGCGACAUUAAAAAGGAAAUCCGACGUUCAUCUCGAUUGAAAUGUAUUGGCUGUCAGAAGAAAGGGGCGUGUGUGGGCUGCAACGUGUCAAACUGCAGGAGGAUGGUUCACUUUCCCUGCGGGAGAAAACUCCAGUUUGUGUCUCAGUUUACCGGACUCUUCCCGUCGUACUGUGAUCGUCACAGUCCCUCCCAGAGUCUGACUUCAGGUCUGGACCACAGUCUUCCUCAGUCGUGCUCCAUCUGUCUGGACGUCCUUGAACCCGUCCUCUCCUAUUCCGUCCUCAAGUGUCCCUCCUGCCACAACAGCUGGUUCCACCGAGACUGUGUGCAGCGUCAGGCCCACAGUGCGGGCCUCUUCUUCUUCAGGUGCACUCUGUGCAACAACAAGGAGAACUUCCAGGAGGAGAUGAUCCGACUGGGAAUCUACAUCCCAGAGAGAGAUGCCUCCUGGGAGAUGGAGGAGAAUGCGUACUCGGACCUGCUGGAGGUUUACACUCACUGCGACGCUUCGAUUUGCGUCUGUGACGACGGGCGCAGCCACUCGGCGGUGAGCGGGUGGUUCAAGGUCAUCCGGUGCCAGCUGUGUGGAUCCAGAGGGACUCACAGGAAGUGCUCCGACCUGAGGCUGAACAGCAGUGACUGGGCCUGCAGCGUGUGCACGCAUCGCUCCGACGGACGAGCCUCGCUGGUUUCUUCUCCGCAGGUGGAGCAGAGGAAGAGUCUCCGGUGCAAACGCCACCUGUCGCCGCUUCGCUCCCCCAUCAGCAGCAAGAGAUCUGGAUCCCCUUUGGAGCUCCUGCAGUCUCUGGUCCCAAAGCUCCGCCCUCUGUCCGUGCAGGUGGAGGUGUGUGAAGACCAGGCUCUGAGGGCGGGACUGGACCUGGUCAGGAGGAUUGACUUCGACCCCGCGUGCAAUCUGUCCAUCAGGUUCACCGGCACAAAGCUCACUCCGGUUCCCAGAAGCCUUUUGGAUGACGACACAGCCUGGCGGUACUUCCUGAAGCUGCUGGUGCAGCAAAUCCAGGAUUGUGAGGUGUUCGAAGGUCCAGAGUCACAUAAAAACCUGCGAUUGGACUCUCAGGCUGUCAGAGAUGACCUGUACUUUGACAUCGGGGUCCUGCUGGCUCUGGUUCUGGUCCACGGUGGCUUUCCAGUCUCCUUCUUCUCCCGGGCCCUCUACCAGUGUCUCUUUAACCACCCGGCCAACUGCCCGCUCACUGCUGCCCACAUGACGCCCGACACACACAUCACCCGCCAAGUGUGCCGGAUUGCAGCGGCAGUGACUCUGGACGAGCUGCACCACGUGAUGGAGGAGAGCCGCGACCUGUUGGAGCUCGCCGGCUGUAACCAGCCAAUCAGCAGCCUGGAGGAAAGAGAGGCGCUGGUGGAGGAUCUGGUGAGCUUCACCAUGAUCACCAGGAUGCAGCUGCCACUGAAGAGGUUUCGAGAGGGUCUGCAGACGUUGGGCGUCUUUGAACAAGUGCUGCUCUUUCCGUCACUGUUCUUUGAGGUUUUCUGCCAACCUGACGAUCAGCUGACAGCUCAGACGGUGGCUCAGCUCUUCACCUUCAGAUUCUCCGAGCGGAAGGAGAAGCUGAACCAGGAGAUGCCCGUCGCCUCCUUCUGGAGACACUUUCUCAUGGAGUGUGAAGUUGGACGGAGCUCCAUCCCCUUGCAGGACCUCCUCCGGUUCUCCACAGGAGCCCAGGAGCUUUCAGCUGUCGGCCUCUUCCCUCCUCUCUCCAUCUCCUUCCUCCACCCUGCAAGCUCCGAGGAGCAAGAACAAGGAGCAGCAGGAAGAAGAACACAAAGAAGAAAAGCAAACGAUAAGAAGAAGAGCGAGGGAGGUCUUUUCCCUCAGAGCCAGCCUGGAUCCAGGCUCCUCCUCCUGCCCAUCGCCGCCUCGUAUGCGGCCUUUAAGAGCGCCAUGGAGCAGGCGAUCAGCCACCACGUACAUCUCCUGCCCUCAGAAAGUUAGAGGAGGUGCAGAAGGAGCAUGUUGCCAGCGGAUGGAGAUUGUGGGAGAUUUUCAGCUUCGUUUCUCCAUCCUGGACUGAGUUUGAAGUGUUUCUGUUGGUUCUGUUGUUUGU